AUGACCGGAGGAGGAUCGUACGACGAGGUCGAUCUGGAAGACAUGGAUUGGAACGAAUCGCUCAAGGAAUUCACGUACUCGUGCCCGUGUGGGGACAUCUUUCGAAUCACGUUAGAAGAGCUCAAAGACGGAGAGGAAAUCGCGAGAUGCCCGUCGUGUUCGCUCGUGUUGACGGUGAUUUACGACCCGGACGAGCUACCUUCGAUAACGAACGUUGAAGCGGCGACGUCGGGGACGACGGAGGAAAUUGCAUAG
Bathycoccus prasinos is the source of this 255-nucleotide messenger RNA. RefSeq names its product diphthamide biosynthesis protein 3. The record is from RefSeq and is a predicted model, not a curated record. NCBI's taxonomy places the organism in Eukaryota, Viridiplantae, Chlorophyta, Mamiellophyceae, Mamiellales, Bathycoccaceae. Gene Ontology annotation, biological process: protein histidyl modification to diphthamide. Bases 1 to 255 code for a protein of 84 amino acids. The transcript has a single exon. Gene Ontology annotation, molecular function: metal ion binding.